Messenger RNA from Saimiri boliviensis boliviensis (Bolivian squirrel monkey), 1810 nucleotides. The record is from RefSeq and is a predicted model, not a curated record. NCBI's taxonomy places the organism in Eukaryota, Metazoa, Chordata, Mammalia, Primates, Cebidae.
GACAUGCAGUGGGCUAACAGAGAACACACUCACCCAGCAUCUGUCUGCAGCCUGCCAUGUAAGCCGGGGGAGAGGAAGAAAACGGUGAAAGGGGUCCCUUGCUGCUGGCACUGUGAACGCUGUGAAGGUUACAACUACCAGGUGGAUGAGCUCUCCUGUGAACUUUGCCCUCUGGAUCAGAGACCGAACAUCAACCGCACGGGCUGCCAGCUUAUCCCCAUCAUCAAAUUGGAGUGGCAUUCUCCCUGGGCUGUGGUGCCUGUGUUUGUUGCAAUAUUGGGAAUCAUCGCCACCACCUUUGUGAUUGUGACCUUUGUCCGCUAUAAUGACACACCUAUUGUGAGGGCUUCAGGACGUGAACUCAGUUACGUGCUCCUGACAGGGAUUUUUCUCUGUUAUUCAAUCACCUUUUUAAUGAUUGCAGCACCAGAUACAAUUAUCUGCUCCUUCCGACGGAUCUUCCUAGGACUUGGCAUGUGUUUCAGCUAUGCAGCCCUUCUGACCAAAACAAACCGUAUCCACCGAAUAUUUGAGCAGGGGAAGAAGUCUGUCACAGCACCCAAGUUUAUUAGUCCUGCAUCCCAGCUGGUGAUCACCUUCAGCCUCAUCUCCGUCCAGCUUCUUGGAGUGUUUGUCUGGUUUGUUGUGGAUCCCCCACACAUCAUAAUUGACUAUGGGGAGCAGCGGACACUAGAUCCAGAGAAGGCCAGGGGAGUGCUCAAGUGUGACAUUUCUGAUCUCUCACUCAUUUGUUCACUUGGAUACAGUAUCCUCUUGAUGGUCACUUGUACUGUUUAUGCCAUUAAAACCAGAGGUGUCCCAGAGACUUUCAAUGAAGCCAAACCUAUUGGAUUUACCAUGUAUACCACCUGCAUCAUUUGGUUAGCUUUCAUUCCCAUCUUUUUUGGUACAGCCCAGUCAGCAGAAAAGAUGUACAUCCAGACAACAACACUUACUGUCUCCAUGAGUUUAAGUGCUUCAGUGUCUCUGGGCAUGCUCUAUAUGCCCAAGGUUUAUAUUAUAAUUUUUCAUCCAGAACAGAAUGUUCAAAAACGCAAGAGGAGCUUCAAGGCUGUGGUGACAGCUGCCACCAUGCAAAGCAAACUGAUCCAAAAAGGAAAUGACAGACCAAAUGGCGAGGUGAAAAGUGAACUCUGUGAGAGUCUUGAAACCAACAGUAAGUCAUCUGUAGACUUUCCGAUGGUCAAGAGCGGGAGCACUUCCUAAUAGAUCUUCCUCUACCAAGACAACAUAUAUCAGCUACAGCAAUCAUUCAAUCUGAAACAGGGAAAUGAUACAAUCUGAAGAAAUGUGGUAUAUGAUGUUAAACAAUGAACAUGAGACCACAAAAAUUCACUCCUGGAGAUCUCCGUAGACUACAAUCAAUUAAAUCAAUAGUCAGUCUUGUAAGGAACAAAAAUUAGCCAUGAGCCAAAAGUAUCAAUAAACGGGAAGUGAAGAAACCCGUUUUAUACAAUAAAACCAAUAAGUGUCAAGCUAAAGUAUUGCUUACUCAUGAGCAGUUAAAAAAAAAUCACAAAAGGAAAACUAAUGUUAGCUUGUGAAAAAAAAAAUGCUGUUGAAAUAAAUCAUGUCUGAUGUUAUUCUUGUAAGUAUUUUUCUGUGAUUGUGAGAACUCCCGUUCCUGUCCCACAUUGUUCAACUUGUAUAAGACAAUGAGUCUGUUUCUUGUAAUGGCUGACCGGAUUGAAGCCCUGGGUUGUGCUAAAAAUAAAUGCAAUGAUUGAUGCAUGCAAUUUUUUAUACAAAUAAUUUAUUUCUAAUAAUAAAGGAAUGUUUUGCAAAUGUU